Messenger RNA from Nothoprocta perdicaria, 26469 nucleotides. RefSeq names its product spectrin repeat containing nuclear envelope protein 1 (gene SYNE1). The record is from RefSeq and is a predicted model, not a curated record. Gene Ontology annotation, cellular component: membrane. Gene Ontology annotation, molecular function: protein binding. NCBI's taxonomy places the organism in Eukaryota, Metazoa, Chordata, Aves, Tinamiformes, Tinamidae. The transcript is spliced from 145 exons. Bases 1 to 26469 code for a protein of 8822 amino acids.
AUGGCUGGUUACAGAGGUGCUGCUGGCAGAAACGUUUCAUCGUUAAAUUUGGUUCCUAGAUUCUCCCCAUACCGGCAGGAUGAGCAAGAGUCAGUGCAGAAGAGGACUUUCACAAAAUGGAUCAAUACUCAUCUAGCUAAGCGCAAUCCUCCCAUGUUGGUCAAUGAUCUGUUUGAAGAUAUCAAAGACGGGGUAAUGCUGAUAGCCCUUUUGGAAGUCCUCUCAGGACAGAAACUGCCAUGUGAGCAGGGACGUCAACUGAAGAGAAUUCACUGGGUUGCCAACAUUGGUACAGCUCUUAAGUUCCUAGAAGGAAGGCGGUCCGUAUACAGAGGAUCUCCGAUUAAGCUUGUCAACAUUAACUCAACUGAUAUUGCUGAUGGUAGGCCUUCUAUAGUUCUUGGCUUGGUGUGGACCAUAAUUCUAUAUUUUCAGAUCGAAGAGCUGACCAGCAACCUUCCACAGCUGCAGUCAUUGUCUAGCAGCGCUUCUUCUAUGGAGAGCGUUGUCAGCUCAGAAACUGCGAGUCCUCCAAGCAAACGGAAGGUGGUAACCAAGGUCCAGGGAAGUGCCAAGAAGGCUUUGUUGAAAUGGAUACAGUACACAGCAGCCAAGCAAGUUGGAAUAGAAAUCAAAGAUUUUGGACAAAGUUGGAGGAGUGGUGUUGCAUUUCAUUCCAUUAUUUAUGCUAUCCGUCCAGAUUUAGUGGACAUGGAGAAAGUGAAAGGAAGAUCAAAUAGGGAAAACCUGGAAGAAGCCUUCACGCUUGCAGAAGCAGAACUAGGAAUCCCAAAGCUUCUUGAUCCAGAAGAUGUGGAUGUUGACAAGCCAGAUGAGAAGUCUAUCAUGACCUAUGUAGCCCAGUUUCUGAAGUACUAUCCUGAUCUUCAUCAUACAGUGACUGAUGCACAAGAGAAUGAUAAGGAAGAUAGGCUGGUGCUGAGAGACCUGAAAGUGUGGGCAGAGCAGUUCGAGAGAGACUUAGCCCGCGCACAAGCGACGGAAGCGAGCUUACAGGAGAAAUACCAGUCAUUUAAACAUUUCAGAGUACAGUAUGAAUUAAAAAGGAAACAGAUUGAACUUGCGACUCAGUCAUUGCGGAAAGAUGGUAAAUUAUCACUUGAUCAAGCUAUAGUGAAGCAAGCUUGGGACAGAGUUUCAUCCAGGCUACUUGAUUGGCACAUACACCUUGAUAAAUCUCUUCCAGCACCUUUGGGAACCAUAGGUACUUGGCUUUAUAGAGUAGAGACUGCUCUGAGGGACGAAAUAACUAUCCAGCAAGCUCACGAGGAGACAGCAAAUAUAAUCCAUCGGAAACUUGAACAACUUAAGGAUCUGCUGAAAAACGUAGAUGGUCACAAAAAGACAUUCCAUGAGAUCCACCGGGCCAGGUCUGUUAACGGAGUGCCAGUUCCACCUGACCAAUUAGAGGACAUGGCAGAGAGGUUUAAUUUUGUUGCUUCUUCAUCUGAUCUCCAUCUGUUGAAAAUGGAGUUUCUGGAACUGAAAUACCGUCUACUGUCACUCUUGGUCCUUGCCGAAUCAAAACUAAAAUCAUGGAUUAUCAAAUAUGGAAGACGAGAGUCAGUAGAACUACUUCUUCAAAAUUAUGUUUCUGUUAUUGAAAAUAGUAAAUUCUUUGAGCAAUAUGAAGUUACGUAUCAAAUCUUGAAGAAAGCAGCUGAAAUGUAUGCCAAAGCAAAUGGCUCAGUGGAAGAAGUUGAAAAUGUGAUGAAAUUCAUGAAUGAAACAUCAGUGCAAUGGAGGAACCUCUCGGUAGAGGUGAGAAGCGUAAGAAGCAUGUUGGAAGAGGUCAUUGCAAAUUGGGACAGAUACAGCAGCACUGUUGCAGGUUUGCAGGCCUGGCUGGAGGAUGCUGAAAAAAUGCUGAAUCAGCCUGAACAAUCAAAAAAGGAUUUCUUUCGGCAUUUACCUCACUGGAUCCAACAGCAUACAGCUAUGAACGAUGCUGGUAAUUUCCUCAUUGAAACGUGUGAUGAGACCAUUUCAAGAGACCUUAAGCAGCAACUUCUGUUACUAAACGGAAGAUGGAGAGAAUUGUUUAUGGAAGUUAAGCAAUAUGCUCGGGCAGAUGAACUGGACAAAAUGAGGAAGGAAUACCUGGAUGGUGUUGCCAAUUUGACAGCUUUUGUUGAAGAAAGCAAUAGAAAAUGUUCAGUGCCUGUAGAAGUGUCCUUUAUAGAUGUUAAGGUGUUUGUACAAGAUUUAGAAAACAUUAAACAGAAAUUGCCUGUGAUGGAAGCUCAGUACAAAAUGGUUACAAGGACAGCACAGCUUGUUACAAAGGAAGUUUCCCAAGAAGAAGUAAAUGAAAUGCUUGCAACUUUGACAAGGAUCAAAGAGCAGCUGAGCAAGCUUAAGGAGUAUUGUGGUGCCCUGCUGUAUGAAUGCCAGCAUCUGCUGCCUCCUCUGGAAGAACAGGAGAAACAAAUCACACAGUUUUAUGAAUCUCUUGAAAAAGUGAAUGAGAUAAUUUCUAUCCUGGAUCCUGAAACACAACCUACAGCUGUUCUUAAACAAAAAGCCCAAGAUUUGGUAGCUUUUCAAGAAAACUGCAAGAAAGCUUUGUCCUUGAUUGAGAGAAAUAGUCAGAGUGUUCUGCAGUGUGUGGCUUCAAGUGAAGUAUUGCGGCAUUUUCAUCAACUGACAUUUCAGAAGAAAGUUACACAAGUUCAGAUUACUUUUCAGAAUAUGGUCAGGAAAGCUGGUGACUGGAGAAAAAAUAUAGAAGCAAAUAGCCGUUUGAUGAAGAAAUUUGAGGAAUCCAGAGCAGAACUGGAAAAAGUAAUGCAGAUUGCCCACUGUUGCUUAAGAGAAAAAGGAAAUCCUGAAGAACUUCUCAGGAAACACAGUGAUUUCUUUAACCAGUUGGACCAGAGAGUCCUAAAUGCCUUCCUGAAAGCUUGUGAUGAACUCACUGACAUCCUUCCUGAGCAAGAGCAACACAGUCUGCAGGAAGCUGUGAGGAAACUCCACAGGCAGUGGAAGGAUCUGCAGACAGAAGCCCCGUAUCAUUUGAUCCAUUUGAAAAUAGAAGUGCAGAAAAGCAAACUCCUGGUCACAGUUGAGGAGUGUAAAGCAGAACUAGCUCGACAGAACAAGGUGUUAUCCAGGGAAGGCAAUGAAAAGAUGAUCGAGGAGCACAAGUUAUUCUUCGGUGACAAGGGAUCCUACCACCUGUGUGAGAAGAGGCUACAGCGAAUAGAAGAGUUGUGUCAAAAACUGCCAGUUUCUGAUCCAGCGAGGGCCACGUUGGAAAGCAGCCAAAGAAUUCUGAAGGAGCUUAAAUCUCAGAUUGAUAGCACAUAUGUGAAGUUAACGGAGUGCUCUGAGAAGUGGAAGGGCUAUAAAAACAGAUUUUCUGAAUUGGCUAAUUGGAUUUUGUCAGCAGAAAGAGAGAUAAAGAAGAUAAAGCAAAGUGUCAAUGAUACUACGAGAUACAAGCAACUUAAAGCAGCUGUGGCGGAAAUUAGGCAACAUAUUAACAAGCAAGGAGAAAAUCUCAGCUGGCUGAAAUCUAGACUUGCUGUUCUGACUGCAGUAUGCCCUGAUUUGGAGGCCAAAAACACAGAUGAUGAGCUUUGUAAGCUUUCCAGUGACUUCAAGGGACUCCUAGAUUCACUGGCGGAGAUUGAAAAGAUGUUAAGCACUGUUGGAGACUGUGUCCAAUACAAAGAAGAAGUUAAGAGUGCUAUCGAAGAGUUAAUCACCAACUCUAAAGAAGCCCAAGCAGAGGCUGAAAAGAUCUUGGAUACAGAAAGCUUAUUACAAGCUCAGCAACUACUACUUCAUCAUCAGCAAAGGGCAAAGAGAAUCCGUGCAAAGAGGGAAGAUGUGCAACAGCAGAUUUCGCAAGCUAAACAAUUGCAGAUUGAAGGUGGACUGCCGAGCACGAUGCAGGAAGAUUUACAAAAGUUGGAAGGAACAUUGGAGAACAUGGAGCAGACAAUGGAGAAACGAGAAGAACAGUUACAGGUCACAAUAAAUAAAUGGGAACAGUUUGAAAGGGACAAAGAAACAGUAGUAAAGUAUCUUAAUCAAGCGAGCUCUGCACUUGAACGUAUCUUAAACUUUAGCAGUUUAGAAAGCCUCACCACCGAACUGGAUCAGACAAAGGAGCUGUCUAAACAGACUGAAGCCAUGGCAAUGCAGGCUGAGAAUUUGGUGAAGAAUUCUUCUGAGAUACAGCUUGGUUCAAGGAACAAGAAGUCCCUCCAGCGACAGGCAAAAAUAAUCCAAGAACAAGUGAAAAAAGUGGAAGUUAGUCUUGAAGAAGAUAUUAAAAGCAUGGAAAUGGUGAAAAACAAGUGGGAUCUUUUUGGCAAUAAUUUUGAAGCUCUGUCCAUCUGGAUAGCUGAAAAAGAAAAAGAACUGGAAACUUUGGGAAUAUCAUCAUCUCCUUUGGACGUACAGAUCAGCCAAAUCAAGGUUAUUAAUAAAGAAAUAGAUGACAAAAUAAAUGGAAUUCCCAAACUAGAAGAGGAAGCCCAGUCUUUAUCACAAUUUGUUACCUCUGGAGAAUGUGCACAUAUUAAAGCCAAACUGACUCAGGUCAAAAGGUAUUGGGAAGAACUAAAAGAUCAUGCACAGAGAUUGGAAGGAACAAUCACAGGGAAUGCAUCAGCACAGCAGAAAUAUGAAGAAAGUCUCAAACAGGUACAGCAAGCAGUAUCUGAGUUUGAAGCUAAGCUGGCCGAGCCCCUUACAUCAUGUUCCUCUUCAGUGGCAACAUACGGGAUCCUUCAGGAUCAUAUGGAUCUUUGUCAUAAUGUGGAGAAACUGAGCAAUGCUCUGGGCUCUGUCUCAGCCUGUGCCCGAAAGGUCUCCAACAAAGAAAAAGCUGGUGAGGAGGUGACACAGUUACAACAGAAAUAUGAAAAAGUGUUAGAAAAUGCUAAAGAGAAACAGGCUGUAUUAGAGACUCUUCUCACACAGUGGCAGAAGCAGGAGAAAGAGCUCUCUGCCUUCCUGAGCUGGUUAGAGGGAUGUGAAGCUGCAGCCAGACCUUCAGACCAAUAUGUUUCUGCUGACAGAGUUAAACUAGAAGGUGAACUGCAGUCAGUACAGGAUUUACAAGCUGAAGUUGAGUCCCAUGCUUCAGUCUAUGCAAACCUACUACAGUUAAAUGAGUCACUGUUUCCAACAGCUUCCAAACAGUGUGCAAAAGUGGUUAAAGAAAAAUUUGAAGAGCUAGAUGAGAGGUGGAAAACUUUACCACAAACUGUUGAUAAAAGGAUCAGUUUCCUUCGGUCUCUUGUCGCUGAACAUGAGCAGUUUGAUGAGCUACUCCUCAGUUUUUCAGACUGGAUUAAGCAGUUCCUCGCCAAACUACAAGCCACUUCAGAAAUUAACACAGCCAAUCAACAACUAGCUGUAUCUCAUAAUAAGGACCACUUAAAGGAAAUUGAAAGUAAAAACCAGCAGCUACAAAGUCUGAAAGAACAUGUAGAAAAACUAUGCUCUUUCAGCUGCCCAGAGGACCACCAAACAUUGCAGGGUAAGGCUGAAGAUUGCUUUCAGAUCUUCCAGGAGGCAAAACAAAUAACCAGCCAGAGACAAGAGACCCUGGAACAGCUACAGGUGUUCCUGGAGCUCCACGAUGCUACAUCAAGUGUGCUCCACCGGCUGAGGCAGACAUUAGAGAAAACAGGAAAUAUGGAUAAAGCUAAAUCUAAGUUACUGGAGAAGGAACUGAAUGAUGUUAUUCAAAAUCUUAGCAAGCUGGAGUCUGUGGCCAUCAAUUUGGAUGGUUCCCUUACUAAGGUCCAGUAUCAUCUAAAACACGGCAUUUCUGAGCAGAGGACCUCCUGCAGGGCUGUGGUUGAUAAUCUGUGUUUGGAACUGGAGACAGUUCAAAACCUGCUGGGAACCAAGCAAAGUGAGGCGGAAGCUCUGGGAGCCUUGCGGAGAUCUUUCGUGGAACGGAAGGAACAGCUACUGAAGAGCAUUGAAGAUACUGAGGAAAGAGCUGACAAGGAAGGUCUGAAGGAGGCAACACUGCAAGCACUCCAGCAAAGAUUAAGGAUCUUUAACCAACUGGAUGAGGAAUUGAAUUCUCACCAGCAUGAACUUCAGUGGCUCAUGGACAAAGCAAAGCAAAUAGCCCAAAAAGAUAUAACUCUUUCUCCGGUGAUUGACAAAGAGAUAAAUUGCUUAGAAUCUCUGUGGGAAGAUACCAAGAAAGCUAUACAUGAAAAAAAGGAUCAGUGCUGUGUUCUUAUCAAUCUGAUGAAGGAAUAUCAGACUUUGAAGUCAAUGGUAAUGAAAGUCAUAGACAGUGCCGACAGUGCUUCUGUGAUCAAAUCCGUUUGGAAGGAUCAUGAAGAUGUCAGGAGAACUUUAUCAAAGCACGAAGCUGCCAAGAAUGAUCUGAGUGAUAAACAAAAAGACCUGGAUACUUUCACCAAUAAAGGAAAACAUUUGCUAGCAGAAUUGAAAAGAGUCCGUGACUGUGACCCCACUGUGGUGAAGACAGAUAUGAACUGUACAGUGGACAAAUGGCUCGAUGUGUCUGAAAGGAUUGAAGACAACAUAGACCGGUUGAGAGCAAGCGUGUCUCUGUGGGAUGACAUACUGAAAACUGGAGAUGAACUGGAUGGAUGGUGCAAUAAAUGCAUUUCUGAACUGAAUGAAGGCAUCAGCAAAUUGAGUAAUAGUCAGAAAAUGGAGGUCAUACUCAAAGAGUUCCAGACUGAAUUCAAGGACAUGGAACUAAAGUUGGAGCUGCUUAGUUCAAAAAUUUCAGAUCUCAAAGAACUGACCCACAGUCAAGAGCCUCCUGCAGAUCUUCAGUUCAUAGAAUCAGAUUUGAGGCAAAAGUUGGAACAUGCCAAAGAAAUGUUAGAGACAGCAGAAGAGACACUGAAAGAUUUCAGUACUCAGAAGGCACAGUUACAGAAGCUUAUCAAUCAGAUGGCAGACUGGUUGACAACAGUCGAAGAGACCUUGCUCAGCUGUGCCCGUAACAUGAACCCUGAAGCUGUAAUUAAAGUGAAGGAGACGCAAAGAGACCUUCAGCUUCAACAGAACAGUAUUGACUCAACGCGGGAGAACCUCAACAGCCUGUGUCGCAAGUACCACUCUGUGGAGCUGGAGACUCUUGGUGGCAGUGUCACUUCAUUAUUAAAGAAGUAUGAAGCUGUGAAUCAGCUCUGUUCCAGGACACAAGCCAGCAUGCAGGAGUCCUUGGAAAAACACUUUCUCAGCUCUAUGCAAGAAUUCCAAGAAUGGUUUUCUGGUGUGAAGACUUCAGUAAAAGAAUCAUCUGACAGAUCUGGAGACAGCAAAGUGAUAGAGGCAAAACUGCAUGAUUUGCAGGUGGUGCUAGAUUCUGUAAGUGAGGGACAGAACAAAUUAGAAGCUGCCUGUAAGGAAGGAGAAAAUUUGUAUGCUUGUUUACCAAAAGCAGCUGUGAGCCACAUCCAGGAGCAAAUAGAAAAGUCCACCCAUAGCUUCCAGGAAUUCCUCAACCAGUGUGUGAAAGAUAAGCAAGCCCUGGAAGCGUGUGCCUCAGAUCUGGGAAGUUUUGAGAAUCAGCACAAGAAACUCAGCCUGUGGAUACAUGAAAUGGAAGAAAGAAUAAGCACAGAAGCAUUAGGAGAGCACAAACAGCUUAUUCCAGAGAAGAAAAAUGAGGUGCAGAAAGUGGAAAAGUUCCUGGAAGAGUUGCUGACUUCAAGAGAGUCUUUUGAUAAACUUUCCCAAAUGGCCCAGGCUUUAAAUGAAGGAGGGCACGGUGCAGGGAGAGAAGUGCGCCUGGCUUCUCAGCAUCUCACCAGUUACCAAAACAUGGUCAAAACUGUCAAGGAUAAACUGCGAACAUGUCAGAUUGCACUCCAGGAGCAUCUUGCUUUGGAGGAGGCACUGCAGAGCAUGUGGUCAUGGGUGAAAGAUGUUCAAGAUAAACUGGCAUCAUCAAAGAGCACUGUUGGCAGCAAAGCCAUACUAGAGAGACGACUGAUGCAAAUUCAGGAGAUCCUGUUACUCAAAGGUGAUGGAGAGGUUAAGCUGAACAUGGCCAUUGGCAAGGGAGAACAGGCACUUAGAAGCAGCAAUGAGGAGGGGCAAAAGGUGAUACAAACCCAGCUGCAAACACUGAAGGAUGUUUGGAAUGACAUAAUCAACACCUCAGUGAACUGGCAGAGCUGUCUGGAGUUGGUGAUUAGCCAGUGGAAUGAAUAUCUGGAAAGGAAGAACCAGCUGGAGCAGUGGCUAGAGAAACUGAAUCACAAAGCAGAACAUCCUGUAGAACCACAGAUCAGUCUGAAAGAGAAGUUUGCUCAACUGGACCACUUCCAAGCUGUUGUUUCUGAGAUAGAGGAUCACUCUGGUGAUUUGCAUCAGCUCAUAGAAAAAGCUAUGGAACUCUAUGGAAAAACCGAGGAUGAUUCAUUUGGAGAAGCAGCUCAAGAAGAACUAAAAACACACUUUAACGACAUCACAACUGUGGCCAAGGAGAAAAUGAGGAAAGUGGAAGACAUUGUGAAGGAUCAUUUGCUGUACCUUGAUGCUGUGCAUGAAUUCACAGACUGGCUCCAUUCUGCGAAAGAAGAGCUGCACCGCUGGUCAGAUGCAUCUGGAGAUACAUCUGCCAUACAGAGAAAAAUGACCAAAAUCAAUGAGCUGCUAGAUUCCCGCCCGGUCGGCGCGGGCCGCCUCAGCCGAGUGGAAACGCUGGCUCCCGCGGCCGAGCGCGGCACGGCUGCCGGCGGCCGCCAGCUCCUGGCGGCGGAGAUGCAGGCCCUGCAGUCGGACUGGAAGCAGUGGGAAGAGAGCGCCUUCCAAACGCGCCGCAGCCUGGAGGAGGUGCUCGGCCAGAGGGCCCUCUCCGAGCGGGAGUUCGCCGCCCAGGUCGCCCAGCUGGAAAAGGCCCUGGAGCAGUUCGGCGCGCUGCUGGCCUCCUGGUCGCAGCGCCUGGCUCCCCUGGAUGGCCGGCACACGGACGCCGAGCUCGUGGAGUGCUGGCACCGGGAAAAAGAAACCUUGGAUGCUUUAGCAAAGUCUGAGCAUAUGACAGAUGAAAUCAAGACUCAAUUGAAUGACCUUUGCAGAUUUUCCAGAGAUCUGAGUGAUCAUUCUUCAAAAGUUUCAGGGUUGAUUAAGGAGUAUAACAGCCUCUGCCUGCAAGCUUCAAAAGGAUGUCAGAGUAAAGAGCAGAUCCUGCAGCAAAGAUUUCGGACGGCCUUCAGGGACUUCCAGCAGUGGCUGGUCAACGCAAAAAUCACCACAGCCAAGUGCUUUGAUGUGCCUCAGAGCAUCACUGAAGCUUCAGCGAGUCUGCAGAAAAUACAGGAAUUCUUAUCAGAAAGUGAGAAUGGGCAACAUAAGCUAAACCUGGUAGUAUCCAAAGGAGAACUGCUAUGCUCUAUUUUACCAAAAGAAAAAGCUCAAGUUAUCCGUGAUAAAGCUGCUACUGCUAAGGAAGACUGGAAAAAACUUAUCACCAGCCUUCACCAGAAGGAAUCUGCAUUGGAGAACUUAAAGAUCCAGAUGAAGGAUUUUGAAGUAAGUGCUGAGCCUCUGCAGGAGUGGCUGAGCAUGACUGAGAAGAUGGUACAAGGAAGCAGUAGUCGACUCCAUGAUCUUCCUUCCAAGAGGAGAGAACAGCAAAAGCUACAGUCUGUCCUUGAGGAAAUAAGCUGCCACGAGCAUCAGCUCAACAGGCUAAAAGAGAAAGCUCAGCAACUGUGGGAGGAGCAAGCUGUCAGCAAAAGCUUUAUGCGCAGAGUGUCUCAGCUGUCUUCUCAAUACCUUACCCUAAGCAAUCUGACAAAGGAGAAGGUUUCCAGGAUGGACAGGGUCGUUGCAGAGCACCAGCAGUUCUCUCACAGUGUCAAGGACCUCCAGGACUGGGUGGAUGAUGCCGUUCACAUGCUUGAGUCCUACUGUCAUCCCACUGCAGACAAGAGCGUGCUGGACAGCCGGAUGCUAAAGCUGGAGGGACUCCUAGCAGUGAAGCAGGAAAAAGAAAUCCAGAUGAAAAUGGUUCUGACAAGAGGAGAAUCUGUUCUGCAAAACACUUCUCUGGAGGGAGUGCCAGUGAUUGAACAGCAGUUGCAGACCCUGAAGGAUAGCUGGGCCUCUCUUCUGUCUGCUUGUAUCCAGUGCAAGAGUCAGCUGGAAGGAGCUCUCUCCAAAUGGACAAGUUACCAGGAUGAUGUUCGCCAGUUUUCCAGCUGGAUGGAUAGAGUAGAAGCAAGCAUGAAUGCUUCUGAAAGGCAAUAUGCAGAACUGAGGGAAAAAGCAGCUGCCCUCAGCAAAGCAAAGCUACUCAGUGAAGAAGUGUUGAGUCACAGCAGCCUGUUAGGGACUAUUGAAAUGAAAGGCAAUGGAAUGACAGAACAUUAUGUAACCCAGCUCGAACUCCAGGACCUUCAGGAGCGAUACAAGUUCCUCAAAGACAAAACAAGGGAAGCCGUAACUAAAGCUGAAGGACUACUUAACUUACAUCAGGAGUACCAAACAAAUUUGAAGGCCUUUGAAGUCUGGCUGGAGAAGGAGCAGGAAAAACUUGACUGCUUAUCACAUCUAGAAGGUGAUACCCAGAAACAAGAAGCAACACUCCAAGAUCUACAGGAGUUGCAGGUCCACUGUGCAGAGGGACAAGCACUACUGAAUGCCGCUGUCCAUGCCAGAGAGGAGGUGAUUCCUUGGGGCAUGCCUCAGGUAGAGGACCGAGCCCUUGAAUCCCUACGGCAGGAUUGGCAAGUUUAUCAGCACAGGCUUUCUGAAGCAAGAACACAAUUGAAUGCAACCGUGAGCAGAUUGAGGUUAAUGGAGAAAAAAUUUCAGAAAGUAAAUGACUGGCUAACAGAUCUGGAGGAGAAAGUUACUAUCAGGACUGGGAGACAGUCUGAUAGAGCAACAAAGGAGAUGCAGCUACAACAAAUGAAGAAGUGGCAUGAAGAAAUUGUAGUCUACAAAGAUGAUGUGGAGGAAGUUGGGGUACUGGCUCAGCAAAUACUAGAAGAAAAUCUCACUACAAGUAGAAUGGGAAGCCAAGCCACACAACUUACUUCUCGAUAUCAAACUCUUCUUCUUCAUAUGUUGGAACAAAUAAAGUUUCUGGAAGAAGAGAUUCGAAGUAUAGAGGAGUCAGAAUUAGCUUUUAGUGCUUACACAAAUUGGUAUGGAGCUACCAACAAGAACUUCAGAAAUGUAAUCACCAAGUUUGAUGUUGUUGAUAAAACGACAAUGGAGAAAAAAAUGCAAAAGUUAGAGCUCCUUUUGAGUGAUAUGGACAUAGGCCAUAGUUUACUGAAAUCUGCCCGAGAGAAGGGGGAGCGAGCCAUAAAGUACAUUGAAGAAAAGGAAGUUUCCCAGUUAAGGAAGGAAAUCAGUGAUUACGUUGAACAGCUUGAAGAAUUGGCUGGCUCAAUCAGGAAAGAACACAUUACCUCAGAGAAGUGCCUACAGCUGGCCAAGGAGUUCUCGGACAAAUACAAAGCACAAACUCAGUGGCUAACAGAGUACCAAGAUAUCUUACAUACUCCAGUAGAGCCAAAAAGUGAACUCUAUGAGAAGAAGGCCCAGUUGUCCAAAUACAAGUCCAUACAACAGACUAUUCUGUCCCAUGAGCCAUCAAUAAAAUCAGUGAUUGAGAAAGGAGAAGCACUUUUUGAGCUGGUGAAUGAUACAGCUCUAAAGAACAACAUUCAAGACCUUCAGAGCAGUUACCAGGAACUCUGCAGCACAACAAAGGUAUGCGUUGAAACCUUAGAGCUAAGAGUAAAAGAACAUGAGGAUUACAACAGUGACUUGCAAGAAGGGGAGAAAUGGUUGCUACACAUGUCCAGCAGGAUUGUCAGCCCUGACUUCAUGGAGAGUAAUAAUCUCGAAAUGAUUACUCAGCAACUAGCCAACCACAAGGCCGUCAUGGAAGAAAUUGCUGGAUUUGAAGAACGUUUGAACGACCUUAAGAGUAAAGGCGAUUAUUUGAUUGAUCAAUGUACAGAACAUCUUCAAGCAAAAUUUAAGCAAAAUAUACAAAGCCAUCUUCAGGGAACAAGGGACAGCUAUUCUGCUAUAUGUAGCACAGCCCAAAGAGUGUACCAGAGCUUGGAACAUGAACUGCAGAAACACGUUAACCAUCAGGAUACCCUACAACAGUGUCAGACUUGGCUGUCUACAGUGCAGUUGGAACUAAAGCCAAGUGCUUGGCCACCUUUCAGCCUGGCAGAUGCAGUUAAACAGGUGAAGCAUUUCCGAGCUCUGCAGGAGCAGGCCAAUACAUAUUUGGAUCUUUUGUGCUCCAUGUGUGAUCUGUCAGAUGCCACAGUGAAGAAUACAGCAACAGACAUCCAACAAACAAAACAAACGAUUGAGCAACAGAUAAUGCACUCACAGUAUUUGGCGCAAGGUUGGGAAGAGAUCAAGCAAAUGAAGGCUGAGCUCUGGUUAUAUUUCCAGGAUGCAGACCAGCAGCUCCAGAAUUUGAAAAGGAGACGGGCAGAACUGGAAAUUAAUAUUGCCCAGAAUAUGGUACUCCAGGUUAAGGAAUUCAGUCAGAAGUUGCAGUCCAAACAGUCAGCGCUUACUGCCGUGACUGAGAAGAUGAGCAAACUAACCCAAGGCCAGGAAUCACCCGAGCACAAGGAAAUAGCACAGUUUAGCAACCAGUGGCUGGACCUCUGCCUUCAGGCACACAGUUUGCUUAUACAGAGGGAGGAGGAUCUGCGGAGGACUGGGGAUUACCAUGAUCGCAUGAAUGUAGUAGAAGUUUUCUUGGAAAAGUUUACAAAAGAGUGGGACAACUUGGCUAGAUCUGAUGCUGAGAGCACAAAUGUGCAUCUUGAAGCUUUGCAAAACUUGGCACUGGCUCUGCAGGAGAGGAGAUUUGCUCUUGAAGAAUUGAAAGAUCAGAAACAGAAAAUGAUAGAACAUUUGAAUCUUGAUGACAGAGAAUUAGUAAAAGAGCAAUUUGGUCAUUUUGAGCAACGCUGGACUCAGUUGGAGGACCUUGUGAAGAGAAAAAUUCAGGUUUCUGUAGCAACCUUAGAAGAGCUCAGUUUGGUGCAUUCCAAAUUUCAGGAGUUAAUGGAAUGGGCAGAGGAGCAGCAACCUAGUAUCUCAGAGGCUCUUAAACAGAGCCCUCCAGCAGAUAUGGCUCAGAGUCUUCUCAUGGAUCACCUUACAGUUUGUAGUGAGCUUGAAGCCAAGCAGCUUGCUCUGAAAACUCUCGUGAAGGAUGCUGACAGGGUGAUGACCAAUUUAGGGCUCAAUGAAAGGCAGCAGCUGCAAAAAGCACUUUCUGAUGCACAGCACCAUGUAGAUUGUCUCAGCGAUCUGGUGGGCCAGAGGAGAAAGCACCUGAAUAAAGCACUGUCUGAAAAGACUCAGUUUUUCAUGUCAGUAUUUCAGGCUACAAACCAAAUUCACCAACAUGAGAAGAAGGUAACGUUUCCAGAACAUAUCUCUCUGUUGCCUGAAGAUGUGAACAAACAGAUCAGGACUUGUAAGAGUGCCCAAGCUAACCUGAAGACCUGUCAAAACGAAGUCACAGGGCUGUGGGCUCAGGGCAGGGAUUUAAUGAAAGAUGCAACUGAACAAGAAAAGAAUGAAGUGUUAGGUAAACUGCAAGAACUACAGAAUGUAUAUGACACUGUUUUACAAAAGUGUAACCAGAGAUUGUUAGAACUUGAGAAAAAUAUGGUUUCCAGGAAAUAUUUCAAAGAAGAUCUGGAUAAAGCCUGCCAUUGGCUAAAACAAGCUGAUAUUGUCACAUUCCCAGAAGUCAAUGUAAUGAAUAGUAACCGUGAACUAUACACUCAGCUUGCAAAAUAUCAACAGAUUCUUGAGCAAUCUCCAGAAUAUGAAAAUCUGCUUCUUGCACUGCAAAGAGAUGGCCAAGAAAUCCUACCAUCACUUAAUGAUGUGGAUUAUUCCUAUCUGGAGGAAAAGCUUAACAUGCUUCCUCAGCAGUUCAAUAUUGUCAUCACCCUGGCAAAAGAUAAAUUCUACAAGGUUCAGGAAGCAAUUUAUGCCCGGAAAGAAUAUGCCUCUUUGAUUGAGUUGACCACAAAAGCUCUGAGUGAACUAGAAGAUCAAUUUAUUAGCAUGGAUAAAGCUCCUGCUGCUGUUUCAGCCAAAGAAGUUGUGUCACUCCAGCAGGCUUACAGAGAUCUCUUAGGUGAACUGGUGGGCCUUGGUGCAGCGGUGGAUGAACUAAACCAGAAGAAGGAGGCCUUUCGAAGCACUGGCCAGCCGUGGCAACCAGAUGAGAUACUGAAACUUUUCACACUGUAUCACAAGCUGAAAAGGCAAAUAGAACAGAAAAUCAACCUUUUGGAGGACACAAUAGAGGCAUGCCAGGAACAUGAGAAAAUGUGUGUGCAGCUCAAGGCACAACUAGAGACAGUGCAGAAAGAACAAAGUAAGGUGAAUGAGGAAACGCUCCCAAUAGAAGAAAAGCUGAAAAUAUACCACUCUCUGGCAGGCAGCUUGCAAGACUCGGGGAUCCUUUUGAAGCGGAUAACGGAACAUCUAGAAGGCCUUUCUCCUCAGCUUGACCCAUCUGCUUGCGAGACGACCAAUCACCAGGUGCAGUCAUGGCAAGAGACACUAAAGGCAUUGCAAGCUGCCAUUGGUGACACAGUUAUGGAGUGUGAGAACAGACUUGUGCAAAGUAUAGACUUUCAGACUGAAAUCUGUCGCUCACUUGACUGGUUGAGGUGGGUGAAAGCAGAACUUAGUGGAGCAUUAAGUCUGGACCUCAAACUGCAAAAUAUCCAAGAAGAAAUCCGAAAGGUUCAGAUACAUCAGGAAGAAGUACAGUCAAGCCUGAGAAUAAUGAAUGCACUAAGCAGUAAAGAGAAAGAGAAAUAUAUGAAGGCCAAAGAGCUUAUACCUGCUGACCUGGAAAACACCCUGGCUGAGCUGACAGAACUCGAUGGUGAAGUUCAAGAGGCUAUAAACAUGAGACAGGCUACCUUGAAUAAACUAUAUAGCCUGUGCCAAAGAUACUACCAAGUGAUGCAGAUAGCAAAUGACUGGCUUGAGGAUGCUCAGGAAUUUCUACAAUUAGCAAGGAAUGGUCUUGAUGUUGAAAACUCUGAGGAGAACCUAAGAAACCACAUUGAAUUUUUCAGCACAGAAAAACAAUUCAGUAAUCACUUGAAGGAGUUACAGGGGCUGGUGUCUGAGAUAGAACCAUUUAUCCAAGCUACAGCAAGAGAGCAACUGGUGCAGGAUGUAGCUGCAUUGGAGGAAAAGGGCAAAGGGGCAAAGCAAGAAGCUGACACCCAGAAAGAACAAUUGCAAAGGUGUGCUUCUGAGUGGCAGGAGUAUCAGACAGCAAGACAGAGGGUUAUUGAAGUGAUGAAUGAGGCUGAGAAAAAAUUAUCUGAAUUCUCAGUUGCUAAAGCAGCUUCUUCUCAUGAAGCUGAAGAGAAAUUGUUAACACAUAAGACCCUGGUAUCUGUGGUGAAUUCUUUCCAUGAGAAGAUCACAGCCCUAGAAGAGAAGGCUUCACAGCUGGAAAAAGUUAGCAAUGAUGCCAGUAAGGCAACUAUAAGCAGAUCAAUGACAACAGUUUGGCAACGUUGGACACGGCUCCGAAAUGUAGCCCAAGAGCAAGAAAAAAUUUUGGAAGAUGCAGUGCAGGGAUGGAAGGGUUUUAAUGAUAAGAUUCAGAAAGGAACCAUAGCAAUAGAUGAGCUACAAGGUCGCUUACCUGAAAGUUCAGUAGAAAAGGCAUCUAAGACAGAGCUCCUGGAUCUCCUGGAUUACCACAGCAGUUUCCUUCUGGAGGUGGAACACCAGCUGUCAUCUUUGGGCCUGGUCAAGCAGCAUGCUGUGAGCUUGCUUCAAGAUGUGGAAUUGCAUCCUCCUUCUCAGGAAGAGCUACCAGUCAUGCAAGAAAUCAAAGCAAUGCAAGAUCGGUGCCACAAUCUGCAACAGAAAGUGAAAAAAGGCAUGAAGCUGGUGAAACAGGAGCUGAAGGAACGUGAGGAGGUUGAAAUUGAGAUUAAUGCUGUGAAGUCCUGGAUCCAGGAAACAAAAGAAUAUUUGCUAAAUCCUGAUGUGGAAGUGGAUACUCAACUUCAGGAAUUGCAGUCUCUCCUCGAUGCAGUAACUUUACAUCGCCAGGCUGUUGAAAAAAUGGCUGAACAACAGCAGAAUAAGUAUUUGGGUCUCUAUACCAUUCUGCCUUCUGAACUGUCUCUUCACUUAGCAGAAGUUGGGCUGGCCCUUGUAACUGUACAAGAUCAGAUUCAAAGCAAAGAGAAAGAAACUCAACAGAUCAAAAACUUAAAUCAAGAUUUUGGUCAGAAAAUCCAAGGGAUAGCUAAUGAAUUAAAUUCUAUUCUUUCUAAACUGAAAAAGAAAACUAAUGAUAUAGCACAAGCCAAACUUGAGCAAAAGAUGCUGGGUGAAGAAUUGGACAGCUGCAAUGUUAAGUUGGUGGAAUUAGAUGCAUUGGUCCAGGACUUCUCAGAGCAGAAUGUCCCUCUGGCAAAGCAGCUGAGUAACAGAAUAGGGAAACUCACUGCACUGCAGCAGCAGACCGUGCGGCAGGCUGAGUACCGGGCAGCCAAGCUCGGCCAGGCAACCUCACAUUUGGAAGAGUACAAUGAGAUGCUGGAGUUCAUACUGAAAUGGAUUGAGAAAGCAAAUAUCCUGGUGCAUGGUAAUAUAACAUGGAAUACCUCUUCUCAGCUUCGUGAUCAGUUUAAGUCCUACCAGGCUAUGCUUGAAGAGUCUGGAGAGAUUCAUGAUGAUCUUGAGGCCAUGAGCAAGAGGAUUGAGUAUCUGGCAAGUGUAUACUGUACGGAAGGAAUGUCUCAGCAAGUGUUGGAACUGGGGCGGCGCACAGAGGAGUUACAGCAAGUUAUCAAAAUGAGGCUGCCAAAUCUCCAAGAUGCUGCCAAGGAUAUGAAAAAAUUUGAAGUUGAACUGCGAGUUCUGCAGGCUGCUCUGGAGCAAGCCCAGGCCACCAUGACCUCUCCAGAGCUUGGGCGACUGAGCUUGAAAGAGCAGCUUUCUCACAGACAGCAUCUCUUGUCUGAAAUGGAAUCAUUAAAGCCGAAAGUCCACGCAGUUCAGGUCUGCCAGAGCGCCUUGAGGAUUCCUGAAGAAGUGGUCACCAGCCUGCCGAUAUGUCACAGUGCUCUCAGGCUGCAGGAGGAGGCCAGCCGGCUGCAGCACACAGCCAUCCAGCAGUGCAACAUAAUGCAGGAAGCGGUGGUGCAGUAUGAGCAGUAUGAGCAAGAGAUGAAGCAUUUACAGCAAAUGAUAGAGAGCGCCCAUCGUGAGAUCCAAGACAAGCCAAUAGCAACCAGUAACAUCCAGGAACUCCAGGACCAGAUUUCACACCAUGAGGAGCUGGCACAGAAGAUCAAAGGAUACCAGGAGCAAAUUGCCUCUUUGAACUCAAAGUGCAAGAUGCUCACGAUGAAAGCAAAGCAUGCCACGAUGCUGCUGACGGUGACCGAAGUAGAAGGGCUUUCAGAAGGGAUGGAGGAGCUGGAUUCGGAGCUCCUCCCCGCACACGCUGCUCACCCCUCAGUGGUCAUGAUGACUGCUGGUCGCUGUCACACACUGCUCUCCCCUGUCACCGAGGAGUCUGGGGAGGAGGGAACCAACAGCGAAAUUUCUUCUCCACCUGCCUGUCGCUCCCCGUCACCUGUGGCUAAUGCGGAUGCUUCCGUUAACCAGGACAUUGCUUAUUACCAAGCCUUAUCUGCUGAACAGUUGCAGACAGAAGCUGCUAAAAUUCAGCCCAGCACUUCAGCUACCCAGGAGUUCUAUGAGCCAGGCUUAGAAUCAGCUGCUAGUGCCAAGCUGGAUGACUUGCAGCGUUCCUGGGAAACACUGAAGAAUGUGAUCAGUGAAAAGCAGCGCACCCUCUAUGAGGCUCUUGAACGUCAGCAGAAAUACCAAGACACACUCCAGUCUAUAUCCACAAAAAUGGAGAGCAUUGAGAUGAAACUAAAUGAGAGUCUGGAGCCAGGCAAGAGCCCGGAGAGCCAGAUGGCUGAACAUCAGGCGUUGAUGGAUGAAAUGAUAAUGCUACAAGAAGAAAUUGGUGAACUUCAAGAAACAUUAGCAAAUGAGCUAAUUUUAGAGUCAUUGGAUGCAGAAGUCGCUGAUCAGCUGGCACUGCAGUCCACUCUCACAGUCUUAGCAGAGCGGAUGGCCACGAUUCGAAUGAAAGCACAUGGAAAACGACAGCUAUUAGAGGAGAAACUGAAUGAGCAGCUGGAAGAGCAGCGACAAGAGCAGGCCCUUCAAAGAUACCGCUCAGAAGCUGAUGAGCUUGAUCACUGGCUGCUCAAUACCAGAGCUACACUGGACACAUCCUUGGUUACUGCUGAGGAACCUAUGGACAUGGAAGCUCAGCUAGUAGACUGUCAGAACAUGCUGGUUGAAAUAGAGCAGAAGGUUGUGGCCUUGUCUGAGCUGUCUGUGCACAACGAGAACUUGCUUAUGGAGGGUAAAGCUCACACCAAGGAUGAGGCAGAGCAGCUGGCAGCGAAGCUCAGGACUCUGAAGGGCAGCCUUCUGGAGCUGCAGAGAGUGCUCCACGACAAACAGAUCAACAUUCAAGGAUUUUUACAAGAGAAAGAGGAGAGUGCUCUGGACUUGGUUUCCUCACAAACUCCCACUGUCCAAGAAUGGCUGGCACAGGCGAGAACAACUCGCUCACAGCAGCAGCAGAGCAGUCUGCAGCAGCAAAAAGAGCUGGAACAAGAGUUAGAAGAGCAGAAAAAUCUGCUUCGAUCCGUAGCAAGCCGUGGAGAAGAAAUCCUAACACAGCAAGGUGUUCCAGAAGGCCUGCAUCUAAGUGAGAAGCCUGAUACCCUCUCUGAGGAAUUAGGCUUGGAAGGUGAGAAGCCAUCAGCUGAAGAACAGAUGAAGAUGAAAUGGGAAAGCCUGAAUCAGGAAUUCAAUACUAAGCAGAGACUUCUCCAGAAAGCUUUGGAACAAGAACAGCUGGUACUUUAUAACAGACCAAGCAGACUGAUAUCUGGAGUAGCUUUGCAUAAAGAAGAAGGACAGGAUCAAGGAUCAUUAGUUUCCCCAGUACUGGUUGAAUUGAAUCAGGCCUUUGAAGAUGUGUCGUCUGAGGCUGGACGUGCAGAGAAGGAGAGUCUGCAUCUAGAACAGAAGUUGUAUGAUGGCGUCUCAGCUACCUCUUUGUGGUUAGAUGGUGUAGAGGAAAACAUGUUUGUUGCUACAGCUUUGCUGCCAGAGGAAACCGAAACAUACCUCUACAAGCAAGAAUUUCUUGCCAAAGAAAUCAAAGAGAUAACCGAAGAAAUGGAUAAGAACAAGAAUUUAUUUAGUAAGACAUUUCCUGAGAAUGGUGAUAAUAGAGAUGUUAUAGAAGACACUUUGGAUUGUCUUCUCAGAAGACUGGCCUUACUGGAAUCAGUAGUAGACCAGAGAUGCCGUCAGAUGAAAGAAAGGCUCCAGCAAAUAGUUACUUUCAAGAGUGAUCUGAAACUCCUGUUUACAUCACUGAGUGAUAACAAAUACUUAAUUCUACAGAAACUGGCAGAGACAGUUGAGAGACCAGAAACAGAACAAGUUCAGGUGAUACUGCAAGCAGAGGAAGGCUUGAAGGAACUAGAUGCUGGAAUAAACGAAUUAAAGAAGCGUGGAGACAAGCUGCAAAUUGACCAACCUUCUGUGCAAGAGCUAUCGAAGCUCCAGGAUAUGUAUGAUGAGCUGAUGAUGAUCAUUGGAUCCAGACGGAGUGACCUGAACCAGAAUCUGGCUCUUAAGGGGCAAUAUGAGCAAGCUUUGCAGGACCUGGCUGACCUUGUAGAAACAGGCCAAGAAAAGAUGACUGGGGACCAGAAAAUAUUUGUUGCUUCUAAAGAAGAGGUCCAACUGUUACUUGACAAACAUAAGGAAUAUUUUCAGGGGCUGGAGUCUCACACAAUCCUGACAGAAACACUCUUUAGAAAGAUGAGGAGCUUUGCCUUCUUGCGAGAAACUCAGUCACAUUCAGAGCUAAUGGCACGGGCUUCAACGAUAUUAAAACAGGCCCAUAAACGAGGUGUGGAGCUGGAAUACGUUCUGGAGACCUGGAUAUCCCUGGAUGACAAUUAUCAGGAGCUUACCAGACAGCUGGAAUCUGUUGAAGGUAAUAUUCCCACUGUUGGUUUGGUGGAAGAAACCGAGGACAGGCUUACAGACCGAAUUACGCUAUUUCAGCAUCUGAAAUCUAACCUGACUGAACACCAGCCCAAAUUAUACCAGGUGCUAGAUGAUGGGAAGAGGCUUCUUUUUUCUGUUAGCUGCUCAGAUCUUGAAAGUCAACUGAACCAACUAGGCGAGCGCUGGCUAAAUAACACCAAUAAGGUGACUAAGGAGCUUCACAGACUGGAAACAAUACUGAAACACUGGACAAGGUAUCAGAGUAAAUCAACUGAACUGACACAUUGGUUACAAUCUGCAAGGGAACGGCUCAAGUUCUGGAGCCAGCAGUCAGUGACAGUCCCUCACAACUUGGAAACAGUCCAAGACCACCUGAAUUCCUUCCUGGAGUUUUCAAAAGAAGUGGAUGCUAAAUCAUCACAGAUAUCUUCUGUACUGAGUACUGGGAACCAGCUACUAAGGCUGAAGACAGUAGAUACAGCAGCACUGCAUGCAGGGUUGUCCCAGAUUGACAGUGAGUGGACAGAGUUGCUCGUACAAAUCCCAGCAGUACAAGAGAAACUGCAUCAGCUCCAGAUGGACAAACUUCCGUCACGCCAUGCAAUCACUGAAAUUAUGAGCUGGAUUUCUCUGAUGGAAAACGUUAUUCAGCAGGAUGAAGAGAAUAUAGAAAAUUUAGUAGGGCAGAAAGUCAUUCAGGAUUAUGUUCAGAAGUACAAGGGCUUUAAGAUAGAUUUAAAUUGCAAACAACUCACAGUAGACUUUGUGAACCAAUCGGUGCUACAGAUUAGCAGCCAGGAUGUUGAAAGCAAACGUAGCGACAAAACUGAUUUUGCAGAACAGCUUGGAGCAAUGAACCGACGUUGGCAGAUUCUGCAAGGCCUGAUAACAGGAAAGAUCCAGCUGUUGGAAAGUCUGCAGGAAUCCUGGACACAGUAUGAAAAUAGUGUGCAGUGCCUAAAAAACUGGCUUAAAACCCAAGAGGAGAGGCUGAAAAAACAACAGAAAAUUGGAGACCAGGCUUCAGUGCAGAAUGCUUUAAAAGACUGUCAAGAAUUGGAAGGAUCUAUUAAAGAAAAGGAAAAAGAAGUAGAACGUGUGGAACAGAUUGGUCUUUCUUUGAUAAAAGGAAAGAAGGAAGAAGUCUCUUCUGCUGUAAUGAAAACACUGCAAGAAAUUAACCACUCAUGGGCCAGUUUGGAUCACAUGGUUAACCUGCUGAAGAUACAGUUACAAUCUGUUCUUGAUCAGUGGAGCAUUUACAAAGCGGCAUAUGAAGAACUGAAUAGUUACCUGAUGGAAGCCCGAUACUCUUUGUCUCGUUUUCAUCUUCUUACUGGUUCUUUGGAAGCUGUGAAAGUCCAAGUUGAUAACCUGCAGAAUCUACAAGAUGAAUUGGAAAAACAAGAACAUAGCUUACAGAAAUUUGGCUCGGUGACCAAUCAAUUGUUGAAAGAAUGUCACCCACCAGUGACUGAAACACUUACUAAUACUUUGAAUGAAGUGAAUAUGAGGUGGAACAACCUUCUGCAAGAGAUUGCAGAGCAGCUACGUGCCAUUAAGGGUCUCCUUCAGCUUUGGCAGAGAUACAAGGACUAUUAUAACCAGUGUUCUUCAACAGUGCAGAAGCGUGAAGAGCAGGCCAGUGAACUCUUGAAGUCUGCCACCAGCAAAGACUUUGCCGAUGAUCAAGUUACCGUUUGGAUUCAGGAUUGCAAUGAUCUACUUAAAGAUUUGAAGACAGCUCAGGAGUCACUAGUUGUCCUUCAAGAACUGGGAGAGGAGCUAAAAAGUCAAGUGGAAGCUUCAGCAGCAGCAGCUAUACAGUCUGAUCAACUCUCUCUAAAGCAAAAUCUGUCAGCCCUAGAACAGACUCUACUCAAACAACAGGCUGUGCUUCAGGCUGGAGUACUGGACUAUCAAACCUUUGCCAAGAAUUUGCAAGUGCUUGAGGCUUGGAUAAUGGAUGCAGAAGAAGUACUGAAAGGACAGGAUCCGAGUCACUCAUCUGAUCUCUCAGCAAUUAAGAGUCGGAUGGAGGAACUCAAAAGUCAGAUGUUGAAGUUCAGCAGCAUGGCACCAGAUCUGGACCGCCUUAAUGAGCUAGGCUACAGACUUCCACUGAAUGACAAAGAAAUCAAAAGAAUGCAGAAUCUGAACAGACAUUGGUCUGUGAUCUCAUCUCAGACUACAGAGAGAUUCAGUAAGCUUCAGUCUUUCUUGCUGCAGCAGCAGACCUUCUUGGAGAAGUGUGAGACUUGGAUGGACUUAUUACUACAGACUGAGCAAAAGCUGGCUGCAGAGAUUUCUGGAAACUACCAGAGCCUUUUAGAGCAACAGAGGGCACACGAGCUAUUCCAGGCAGAGAUGUUCAGCCGCCAGCAAAUUUUGCAUUCAAUUAUCUCUGAUGGGCAGCACCUUCUAGAACAAGGACAGGUGGAUGACAGGGAUGAGUUUUAUCUGAAGCUGACCCUUCUCAGUAACCAAUGGCAGGGAGUAAUUCGCCGGGCACAGCAGAGAAGGGGAAUCAUUGACAGCCAGAUCCACCAGUGGCAGCGCUAUAGGGAAAUGGCAGAAAAGCUGCGCAAGUGGCUGGUGGAAAUGUCCUGCCAGCCGGUGAGCAGGCUGGGCAAUGCUCCUAUCCCACUGCAGCAAGCCAGAGCUUUACUGGAUGAAGUGCUGCUUAAAGAGAAGGUUCUCCUAAGGCAGCAAGGGAGCUAUAUCCUCACCGUGGAAGCAGGGAAGCAAUUACUGCUCUGUGCCGACAGCGAAGCAGAGGCAGCCCUGCAAACAGAGCUCACCGAAAUUCAGGAUCGCUGGAAGACAGCUAGCAUCUCUCUUGAGGAGCAAAAGAAACAGUUUGCUUUGGUACUGAAAGACUGGGAGAAAUGUGAAAAGAACAUAGGAGAUUCCCUGGAGAAGCUAAGAUCAUUCAAGAAAAAGGUUUCUCAGCCUUUGCCAGAACAUCACGAUGAGUUGCAUACAGAACAAAUUCGUUGCAAGGAAUUGGAGAACGCUGUUGAAGGAUGGACAGAAGAUCUUGCACACCUCUCUCUGCUGAAGGAUACACUGUCUGCUUAUAUCAGCGCAGAUGACAUAUCAAUCCUCAGUGAGCGCAUAGAGCUUCUGCAGAGACAAUGGGAGGAGCUGUGCCACCAGGUCUCUUUACGUCGGCAGCAAGUAAGUGAGAGACUGAAUGAGUGGGCUGUCUUCAGUGAGAAGAACAAGGAGCUCUGUGAGUGGCUGACACAGAUGGAAAGUAAGGUUUCUCAAAAUGGUGACUUCCUCAUAGAAGAAAUGAUUGAUAAACUUAAAAAGGAUUAUCAAGAAGAAAUUGCUGUAGCAAAAGAGAAUAAAAUCCAGCUCCAGAAAAUGGGAGAACGACUUGCUAAAGCUAGUCAUGAGAGCAAAGCAUCAGAAAUUGAAUACAAACUCAGCAAGAUCAAUGACAGAUGGCAGCAUCUUCUAGAUCUCAUUGCAGCCAGGGUGAAGAAGUUGAAGGAGACCUUGGUUGCAGUACAGCAGCUGGAGAAGAACAUGAAUAGCCUGAAAUCUUGGCUAUCCCACAUUGAGUCAGAGCUGUCCAAACCUAUCGUCUAUGAAACUUGCAACUCUGAGGAGAUACAAAGGAAGCUAAAUGAACAGCAGAUCCUUCAGAAGGACAUAGAGAAGCACAGCACUGGAGUGGCGUCCGUUCUCAACCUGUGUGAAGUGCUCCUCCACGACUGCGAUGCCUGUGCCACAGAAAAAGAGUGUGACUCUAUCCAGCAGGCCACACAGAAUCUGGAUAGAAGAUGGAGGAACAUUUGUGCAAUGUCAAUGGAAAGGCGACUUAAAAUUGAAGAGACAUGGCGUCUAUGGCAAAAGUUUUUGGAUGACUACUCUAGAUUUGAAGAGUGGCUGAAAAUCUCUGAAAGGACAGCUGCCUUCCCGAGCUCCUCUGGUGUGCUUUACACGGUUGCUAAAGAAGAACUAAAGAAAUUUGAGGCUUUCCAGAGACAGGUGCAUGAAAGUCUGACUCAGCUGGAGCUGAUUAACAAACAGUAUCGCCGCUUGGCCCGCGAGAACCGCACAGACUCUGACUGCAGCCUCAAGCAGAUGGUCCAUGAAGGAAACCAGAGAUGGGACAACCUACAGAAGAGAGUUACUUCCAUCCUGCGCAGGCUAAAACAUUUUAUUGGCCAGCGUGAGGAAUUUGAGACAGCGCGUGACAGCAUCCUGGUAUGGCUAACGGAGAUGGACCUGCAGCUGACCAACAUUGAGCAUUUCUCAGAGUGUGAUGUCCAAGCAAAGAUAAAGCAACUUAAGGCUUUUCAGCAAGAAAUUUCACUGAACAACAGCAAAAUUGACCAGACCAUUGCACAGGGUGAGCAACUAAUUGAGAAAAGUGAACCCAUGGAUGCAGCUGUCAUUGAGGAAGACCUCGAUGAACUGCGUCGUUACUGUCAAGAAGUCUUUGGCCGUGUGGAACGCUAUCACAAGAAACUGAUCCACCUUCCUCUGACCGAUGACGAACAUGACCUCUCUGACAGAGAGGUGGAUCUGGAUGAAUCAGCAGAUCUCUCUGACAUACACUGGCAUGACAAGUCUGCGGACAGCAUUCUCUCCCCACGCCUUGCCUCCAACAUCUCGCUGCCCCUCGCCCAGACGGUGAGAAGCGAGCGAUCGGGGCGGGAUACCCCUGCAAGCGUGGACUCCAUUUCCCUGGAGUGGGAUCAUGACUAUGACCUCAGUCGAGACCUGGAAACGGCUGUUUCACGGGCACUACACUCUGAGGAAGAAGAAGGACAAGACAAAGACUUCUACCUUCCAGGAGCAGCUGGUGUAGCAGAUGUAGAGAUCUCUGAAACUCUUGAGGUCUAUCAGCCUCAUAGAAAACACACAGUGAUAAUACUCAAAGAAAACACACUCAGAAAUAUCUCUGGAGAACCUGGUGCCCUGGAAACACAUAUCCGACAGCUGGACAAGGCCUUAGACACCAGCCGUUUCCAAAUACAGCAAACAGAAAACAUCAUCCGCAGCAAGACACCUACAGGAUCAGAGCUGGAUUCCAGUUACAAAGGAUAUAUGAAACUAUUAGGUGAGUGCAGUGGAAGCAUAGACUCGGUAAAAAGGCUUGGAUAUAAACUAAAGGAGGAAGAAGAAAAGUUAUCUGGACUCAUUGACUUGAACAGUACUGAAACACAAACGGCUGGUGUAAUUGACCGAUGGGAAUUAAUCCAGGCCCAAGCUCUAAGCAAGGAGCUGAGAAUGAAACAGAACCUUCAGCAAUGGCAACAGUUCAACUCCGACCUUAACAGCAUUUGCGCUUGGCUCGGAGAAACUGAAGAGGAGCUGGAGAAACUCCGAUGUCUUGAUCUCAGCACUGACAUACAAACUAUCGAGCUCAGGAUUAAGAAACUGAAAGAGCUGCAGAAAGCAAUUGAUAACCGCAAAGCGAUCAUCUUAUCCAUCAAUCUGUGCAGCUCAGAAUUCACUCAGUCUGAGAGCAAAGAGAGCAAGACUCUUCAAGAGCGCCUGUCUCAGAUGAACAAGCGCUGGGAACGUGUAUGCCGUAUGAUUGAAGAGUGGCGCUGCUCGUUGCAGGAUGCCUUAAUGCAGUGCCAGGAUUUCCAUGAAAUGAGCCAUGGGUUGCUGCUUUGGCUAGAGAAUAUUGACAGAAGGAAGAAUGAGAUUGUGCCUAUCAAUCCAAGCCUGGACUCAGAAACUCUGCAAGAUCAUAACCGACUUCUAAUGCAAAUCAGACGUGAACUACAGGAGUCUCAGUUGAAGGUGACAUCACUGCAAGAUAUGUCCUGCCAAUUGCUAGUCCAUGCUGAAGGCAAGGACUGCCUUGAAGCCAAAGAAAAGGUUCAUGUCAUUGGAAAUAGACUGAAGCUUCUUUUGAAAGAGGUCACACGUCACAUAAAAGAUCUAGAGAAAAUACUCGACAUUUCAGGUAGUCAACUGGAUUUGUCUUCAUGGUCCUCUGCUGAUGAAUUGGACACCUCAGGCUCAGUGAGUCCUGCAUCUGGAAGAAGCACUCCAAGCAGACAGAAAACGCCACGGGGCAAAUGUAGUCUCUCACAGCCUGGACCCUCUGUCAGCAGUCCACAUAGCAGGUUCACAAGAGGUGGCUCAGGUUCCUGCCCUUCUGAGGCUGAGCCAGAGUAUCAGCACCCGCCGUUCUUCCUUCGGGUCCUCCGCGCUGCUCUGCCCUUCCAGCUGCUCCUGCUGCUCCUGCUGGGCCUGGCCUGCCUGGUGCCCAUGACCCGGGAGGACUACAGCUGCGCGAUGGCCAACAACUUUGCCCGCUCUUUCCACCCCAUGCUCAAAUAUACUAACGGCCCCCCUCCCUUAUGA